Molecule: messenger RNA, 2897 nt
Organism: Heterobasidion irregulare TC 32-1
Lineage: Eukaryota; Fungi; Basidiomycota; Agaricomycetes; Russulales; Bondarzewiaceae
Exons: 10
Coding region: 1-2721 (906 amino acids)
Molecular function (GO): GTPase binding
Source: RefSeq, a predicted model, not a curated record
AUGGCAUCCACGUCGCUCGCCCCCAUCGAUCUCGCCCCAGAGCCCGACCUGCACCCGAUCUACCCCACCCCGGCCCUCCUCGCCCCGCUCCUCGCACCCGGCCACGGCCUCGCACCCGCACAGAGGGCCGUCCUCGUCGCACACGCCCUCUGGCGCGCCUGUCUCUUCGGCGACCUCGCCCUCCUCUCCUUCCUCCUCGCAGACACACACGCACAGCCCUUCGUCGACCUCGCCGUCCGCGACGAGGACGGCCUCGGCCUCAUCAGCUUCACCAUCCUCGGCUUCGGCUCCGAGUCCGACCGCGACGUCGAGCGGGAAGAGUCCGUCCGCCUCCUCAUCUCCGAGGGCGCAGACGUCAGCGCCCCAGACAACGCCGGGUGGACCGCCCUCCAUCACGCCGCCCUGCUCGCGCCCCCCACCCUGAUCUCCCAUCUCUUGACACACGGCUGCUCCCUCUUCGCCCUCACACAGCGCCAGCUCACCCCCCUCGAUGUCGUCACCGCCCACUCCACAAUGCCCGGCCGCGAGGACGUCGCCCUCCUCCUCGCCGAGGCCAUGCGCGGCGAGGGCUGGACCGGCGGCCGCAUGGAGGAGCGCCGACGCUCCCUCGAAAAGAAGACCCUGCGCGACGCAAAGCAGCGCCACGUCCGCGACGUCGUCCAGACCCGCCUGGGAAUCAGCCCCAGGUGGUGGGGCGAGCAAGAGUGGGACGCCUGGUCCUCCACCUCCUCUGACGACGAAGACGAGAACGACGGCGACGAGUCUCUCUAUACCCCUCCGCUGGAUUAUACCACCAUGCUCGUCUUCUCCCCGCCCUCUCUCCCCGACAUCUUCCAAUCGCUCGUCACAAACUUCCAACCUUCCUUGCGCAACUCGGAGCCUGCCUACGCGCUCUACAUGCUCGCCCGCUUCGCCUGCCUCACCUGCGACCACAUCUGGCUCGAGGACCUCAUCAUCGGCGCAACCGAUGCCAUCGAAGACACCUUCUUCAGCCGCGCAGACGACCUGACGUGCUUGGUCUUCUGGCUGUACAACACCACCGCGUGGCUCCACCUGAUGCGGUGCGACAACUCUAUCAACGAGACGUGCGAGCUCCUCGGCUCCUUCAUCCUCAUCGAAGAGGUCAUCAACUCCGUCUUUGUGUUCAUCAUCCGCUACGUCGAGCGUCGGAUCGACCACCUCAUCGACACCGCGAUCCUCGACCACUCGCCCCUCCCGGCCGAGUUCGAGGGCAUCCAGUUCGAGUCCGACUGGUCCUUCCUGCGCUCCUUCGCCCCCAAGAAGAAAACAAACGCGACUCCCACCCUCCCCCCGCCGCGCACCCCCGGGUCCCCCAACGCGCCGAGCCGCCCGCCGUCCCCGCUCCCCACCCCUCACCCGGGCUCGCCCUCCAACUCGAUGAGCUUCUCGUCCCUCCGCCAGAGCUUCACGCGCACGCGUGCGGGCUCGGUCGCGACGCCGCUCCAGGCCGCGUUCCAGCAGGACUCGCCCCACCCGGGCGACAUCACCUCGUUCUUCGACGCGCUGCAGACGCUGCUCACGCUCUCGGGCAUCAACCCCGCGCUCAUCACGCAGAUGUGGUCCCAAGUGUUCUACUGGAUCGCCUGCGAGAUCUUCAAUCGCGUGAUCACCCGCAAGAAAUACGUGUGUCGCUCGCGCGCCUUCCAGAUCGGCAUGAACCUGAGCGCGCUGGAGGAGUGGGUCGAGUCCGUCAACCUGCCCCGCGGCGUCAUCGCGCACUUUUCCCCCGUGCGAGAUCUGGUCAACUGGCUGCAGGCGCGUCGCUCUCUCCUCCCAGGCUUUCCCAACCUCGUGGCGACCAUCCAGACGAUGAAGCAUCUGAAUCCGCUGCAGAUGCGCCGCGCCGUGCGCGACUACAAGUACGAAGUCAAAGAGGGCCGCAUGACGGAGGAGUGCAGCCAGUACCUCGCGCAGCUCCAAAAAGACUGGGAGCGGCACCGCGUCAAGCUCGGGGUCGAGGCUCUCCGCAGAGAGAUGGGCGAGCGCGAGCGCGAACGCGACGAGAUGUCGCUGAACGACGGGACCGCGCCAUCCAUCUCCUCCGCGUCGACGGACGCGGGCUCCGCGCAGCGCAACAUCGACCUCCUCUUCGACCACGACCAGGACGCGACGGCGUGGGAGCCCGCGCGGCCGCCCGACGUCCUCGGCGAGUUCCUCGACUCGCGCUACAUGCUGCCCCUGCUGCUCCCCUCCGACCCGCGCAUGCUCUCCGCGUCGCCGAAGCCGCCCGCGCCGCGCGACGACGCCCCCGCCGGCAUCGGCGGUAGAGGGGCGGGCCGCUUGAGCAACGGACACGCGCGCAGCGAGAGCCGCGCGAGCCGCCGGAGCAGUGGAAGCCUCCCGUGGCAGAUGCGCACGCGGCGCCUGCGCGAGGUCGGCGCGGACACGCUGCAGUGGGUCGACGGCGCCGUCGCGUCCGCGCGGUGGACGCGGCCUGUGGCGGUGGAGAUCGACGACGAGGACGCGGACGGCGAGGACGAGGAGGACAGCACGGAUGAGGACGCGGACGAGCUCCGAUCGCUCGCGUACCAGUACCCGGAGGACGCGGCGAGCACGCAGGACGAGGACGGGGACGGGGACCUGACGAUCACGACCGAGACGCGCCGCGUCACGCCGCUCACCGCGAAGCCGUCGCUGCGGCGCGGGCGGACGAACACCAGCGCGGGCAUCACGCCCGUGGAGCCCCAUCCGCCGAAGUAAGAACCGCCUGGGCCGCGCGCAGAGCCAGAGAAGAAGAAGAUCGCUUCGCUUGUAUCAUUCGCAAUUUCGCCACCCAUACCUGUCAUACUCACCCAUCGCCGUCUCGCACAUACAUACCACGGACUCGCUGCUCUAUCUUUACAAUGACUGCGGAUGCAUAGACUACUAUUUCCUAG